Messenger RNA from Colletotrichum abscissum, 771 nucleotides. RefSeq lists its product as uncharacterized. Gene Ontology annotation, molecular function: Glc3Man9GlcNAc2 oligosaccharide glucosidase activity. Bases 1 to 771 code for a protein of 256 amino acids. The record is from RefSeq and is a predicted model, not a curated record. Gene Ontology annotation, cellular component: endoplasmic reticulum membrane. Lineage: Eukaryota; Fungi; Ascomycota; Sordariomycetes; Glomerellales; Glomerellaceae. Gene Ontology annotation, biological process: protein N-linked glycosylation; oligosaccharide metabolic process. The transcript is spliced from 3 exons.
AUGUCCAAGCUCUGGAUGAACAAAGUUUGGAGCUGGGAUCACUGCUUCAACGCGCUGGCUAUAGCUUGCCUUGAUCAGCAGCUCGGCCUCGACCAGCUCACCGUCGUCUUCGACCACCAAGCCCGAGACGGUCGUCUCCCUGACUCAGUCGACUGGCAGAAUGUCGAGUGGGGGUUCACAAAGCCUCCCAUCCAGGGGUGGGCUCUUUCCAGGCUUCUCACCCAGUUUCCUGACAUGAGUGACGCCAAACUGCAGCCCCUCUACGAUGCUACUGUCAGACUGACGGACUUUUGGAUGGACACGCGAAGAGGCAACACCUCGCGUCUUCCUUUCUGGGCUCAUGGUAAUGACUCUGGGUGGGAUAACUCCACCGCGUUCGACAGCACGCCAAUGAUCGUCGGGCCUGACCUCGCGGCUUCCCUUCUUCUCCAGGCCAGCUGCCUAGAACAGGUCGCUAGGCGCCUACGACACGAAAACGAGUGCGAGAAGUGGGCAAAUAUGAGAAGUCUUUUGAUCAAUGCACUCAUCGAAGAAUUAUGCGAGUGGGGUCUCGCCACCGAGGAAAUCACCUCGCCUCAUUACGAGAGCGACGGAUACUGGCGCGGCCCUAUCUGGGCUCCCUCAACUCAUCUUGUGGAAUCUGGCUUGCGUGAUGCUGGCCGAGCCCAUUCCACCAAUGAGAUCAGCAUGCGAUUCUUACAGCUGUGUGAGAAGUCAGGGUUUGCAGAGAACUUUGAUGCUAUCACGGGGACCUACUGGUUGAGAAAGUAG